Strigops habroptila (Kakapo) is the source of this 2802-nucleotide messenger RNA. RefSeq names its product mediator complex subunit 16 (gene MED16). Bases 1 to 2208 code for a protein of 735 amino acids. The transcript has 12 exons. The record is from RefSeq and is a predicted model, not a curated record. Gene Ontology annotation, cellular component: mediator complex. Lineage: Eukaryota; Metazoa; Chordata; Aves; Psittaciformes; Psittacidae. Gene Ontology annotation, biological process: positive regulation of DNA-templated transcription.
AUGAACCAGCGGCUCCCACCCGGCCCGGCCCAGCCGGAGCCCGUCCUGUCGCAGAGCUGUUGCCCGUGUCCGACUCGGUUCAGCUCCACACUGGGUGCAAAUGUUGUGUUCUUUGCCUUUUACUCACAGUCUGGAGCAUCCAACUUUGGUGAGAAGUUCUCCAGGGUCAAGUUCUCCCCAUCGCUGACGCUGUUUGGUGGGAAGCCCAUGGAGGGCUGGAUCGCGGUGACCAUCAGCGGGCUGGUGACCGUGUCCCUCCUCAAGCCCAACGGGCAAGUGCUGACAUCCACAGAGAGCCUGUGCCGGCUCCGUUGCCGCGUGGCCUUGGCAGACGUGGCCUUCACCGGCGGGGGGAACAUCGUGGUGGCCACCUCGGAUGGCAGCAGCACCUCCCCGGUGCAGUUCUACAAGGUCUGUGUGAGCGUGGUGAAUGAGAAGUGCAAAAUAGACACCGAGAUCCUGCCUUCCCUCUUCAUGCGCUGCACCACGGACCCUGCCCGCAAGGACAAGUACCCGGCCAUCACUCACCUCAAGUUCCUUGCUCGGGACAUGUCGGAGCAGGUGUUGCUUUGUGCUUCCAACCAGAACAGCAGCAUCGUGGAGUGCUGGUCUCUGCGGAAGGAGGGCUUGCCAGUCAACAACAUCUUCCAGCAAAUCUCUCCUGUGGUUGGAGACAAGCAGCCCAUGAUCCUCAAGUGGCGGAUCCUCUCUGCCACCAAUGACUUGGACCGCGUCUCGGCCGUGGCUCUGCCGAAGCUGCCAAUCUCCCUGACCAACACCGACCUGAAGGUGGCCAAUGACACCAAAUUCUUCCCUGGAUUGGGCUUGGCUUUGGCUUUUCACGAUGGCAGCGUGCACAUUGUGCACCGCCUGUCCUUGCAGAUGAUGGCUGUCUUCUACGGGUCCUCCUCCCAGCGCCCCGUGGACGAGCAGGCGAUCAAGAGGCAGCGAACUGCUGGACCCCUGGUUCACUUCAAAGCCAUGCAGCUCUCCUGGACAUCCCUGGCCUUGGCUGGCAUUGACAGUCAUGGGAAGCUGAGCAUGCUUCGCAUCUCCCCCUCCAUGGGCCACGUGCUGGACAUGAACAUGUCCCUCCGUCACUUGCUGUUCCUGCUGGAGUAUUGCAUGGUGACUGGCUACGACUGGUGGGACAUCCUGCUCCACGUCCAGCCCAACAUGGUCCAGAACCUGGUGGAGAAGCUGCAUGAAGAGUACAUGCGCCAGAACGCGGCCCUGCAGCAGGUCCUCUCCACGCGCAUUGUGGCCAUGAAGGCCUCUCUCUGCAAGCUCUCCUCCAGCACCAUCGCCCGGGUGUGUGACUACCACGCCAAGCUCUUCCUCAUCGCCAUCAGCUGCACCUUGAAGUCGCUGCUGCGCCCGCACGUCCUCAACACCCCGGACAAGAGCCCCGGGGACCGGCUCACCGAAAUCUGCUCCAAGAUCACAGAUAUAGACAUUGACAAGGUGAUGAUUAACCUGAAGACAGAGGAGUUUGUCCUGGAGAUGAACACGCUGCAGUCCCUGCAGCAGCUCAUCCAGUGGGUGGGAGAUUUUGUGCUCUACCUGCUGGCCAGCCUUCCUAACCAGGGCUCUCCUGUGCGGCCAGGGCACAGCUUCCUGCGGGAUGGAGCAUCCCUGGGCAUGUUCAGGGAGCUGAUGGUGGUGAUCCGCAUCUGGGGACUGCUGAAGCCGAGCUGCCUCCCCGUCUACACAGCGACCUCCGACACCCAGGACAGCAUGUCCCUCCUCUUCAGGCUCCUAACGAAGCUCUGGCUGUGCUGUCGUGAGGAAAACCACAUCACGGAGCCCGACGAUACCCUGAUAGACGAAUGCUGCCUGCUGCCCAGCCAGCUCCUCAUCCCCAACAUCGACUGGCUGCCCAUCAACGACGGCAUCAUCAGCAAGCUGCAGAACAAGCAGCUCGUCCGGCUGCAGUUUGGGAAAGCUCCCGGCCUCGUUGGUCACACUGUCUCGUCCCAGUUUGAUGCCUUUGUCAGGGCCCCCGGACAGCCUAAAAUCGACCAUCUGCGGCGGCUGCACUUGGGAGCGUACCCAACAGAGGAGUGCAAGUCCUGCACCCGGUGUGGCUGUGUCACGAUGCUGAAGUCACCCAACAAAGUGACCGCGGUGAAGCAGUGGGAGCAGCGCUGGAUCAAGAACUGCUUGUGUGGGGGGCUGUGGAGGAGGAUGCCCAUCAGCUACUCCUGACAUGUGGGGCCCAGGGGGACACAGCACCGAGCAGAGGAGCUGCUCUGCGCCUCCUUCCUCGGCCGUGUUUGGGACAAGGGAUGCUCGGAGAGCAUCAUCCUGGUGCUGCCCGUGAGCCGGUACCGAGCAGUGGAGCACCGUGCUGCUGCUGCUUCUGCUCACAUUGAUCUCUCUGCUGUACAAAAGAGGGGAGGGAGCCCGUCUUCCCUCUUCUUUCCCGAGGAAGAGCUAGAAGGGAAUGAAUGUGUGGUGUCUGGGCCCAGCAGGUCCCGGUGCAAGCCCUGGCCUGCGCAGAGCACGGUACUGGAGGUGCCCAGCGUCCCCAAGGAAAGGGGAGCAAACGUUGAGACCUCCUCUUCCUCCUGCGCUGCUCGGGAAGGGCAGCAUUGCUGGUUACUCCCCAUUUCCCUGCAUUUCUCCAUCCCUUCAUCCCAAAUAAGACUUGCCCCUGGGGGAGACUCCACUACCUGUGUUGUAACGGAGCCGUCCCUCCCUCGCAGGAAGCACCAGGGUGCUGCUGCCUGGAGCAAACCCCUGCUUGGCUCUUGCCAAACCAGCAGCUCUUUUAUAAAUAAAAGGUCCCUUAAUUUUGUA